Messenger RNA from Heterostelium album PN500, 258 nucleotides. RefSeq lists its product as uncharacterized. The transcript has 3 exons. NCBI's taxonomy places the organism in Eukaryota, Evosea, Eumycetozoa, Acytosteliales, Acytosteliaceae. The record is from RefSeq and is a predicted model, not a curated record. The coding region runs from base 1 to 258 and encodes 85 amino acids.
AUGAUUGAAUUGAUUGAAUUUAUAUGGAAUAUGUACUUCAAACAAGAAGAAAGAGGAGUACUGCAACUUUUCUAUGUUGAGGAGUUGGAAGAAACAAUCAUUGAAUGCCUACGUAAGCAUGACAAGAAGAUCGAAAUAGUAUCGGAUGAAACCACAAAAGUUUUCUACGAGAUGAAGAGUAUUCAGAAAGUAUUGGUUCUAAGUGGUACAAAGAAAGAUAUUUCACGAACAAAAGGUGACUCUAAACUCAAUCGUUAG